UGGAGCAGUAGUUACAGGAAGUGGUUGGGUGUUUGUCUCCUCCUACACACAGAUACGAGGAGGGAGAGGUGAGGUCUGUGUGAAUAAAUACCAGCGUCACAUUCACAACAGCAAAGGGAUCGUGUCUACUCAGGACAUUCAUCCAGAGAGGAAUCCACCCUGACUCAGCUACGUAAGCCACAGACACCAUGGCAGAUUCCAGAUUUCAGAGGGAGUUCCUGGAUGCACACAACACAUACAGGAAACUGCACGGUUCGCCGCCCCUGGUCCUCAGCAGUGAGCUGAACGCUGCAGCUCAGAGGUGGGCUGAGCACUUGCUGUCACUGGGCCUACUGAGUCACAGUGACACAUCGAAUGGAGAGAACAUCUACACAGCCAUGAAAUCAGACCCACUUACAGCAAAAGAUGCAGUAGAUGCAUGGUACGAAGAGGUGAGCAACUACAGCUGGAGCAGCCCUGGAUUUAGAAGCAAUACAGGUCAUUUCACUCAGGUGGUGUGGAAAGAGAGCGCUCAACUGGGCGUGGGCGUGGCCACCGCUGGCACCAGGUCCUAUGUGGUUGCUCAGUACCAUCCGGCCGGCAACAUGACAAUGCCUGGAUUCUUCGAGAGGAACGUCCUCCCGAAAGUGACUGCUUAAUGAAAACGUGUUUAGCUUUAACUGAAGUGUUUCCCCUCACUGCAUGUACAGUAGAUGCUACAGCCUCAGUCACUGGGGACACAUGCAUCUUCCCAUGCACGUGGCAUAUUUCUGGCACAUUUAUAUGUGCGUUUGAAUGCUAUUUUUCCCGCCUGCAGCAGCAGCAGCUUCAGGUGAUGUUGCUUUGCCAGUUUAACCCUUUGCAUGCCUCAGCCACUUUCCUGCAUAAAGGCUAUGACUUUUACAGGCAGCAGUGGAGGGAGUGGAUCAAACAACUCAUCCAGCGGAGGUGGAGCUACGACAACGUCUCACAAGGAGUGCACACUGCUAUAGACAACCUGGACCAUCACUGUAGCCAGCAUCCAACACACCACUUCUUUAUAUACCAAGUUGUGCAUGAAAAGAACAGCAUUUCAUGUAUUAUUGUUUUCUUCAUAGUGAUAUUCAAUAUAAAGUCAACAUGCUCAAAAAGAACAUAUUCAAACAUGUUGUAUUUAAGUAUACAAUACAAUAAAGGUUUCUUCUCUAUUUUA
Messenger RNA from Solea senegalensis (Senegalese sole), 1171 nucleotides. Its product is annotated as Golgi-associated plant pathogenesis-related protein 1-like. Gene Ontology annotation, cellular component: extracellular region. The coding region runs from base 189 to 638 and encodes 149 amino acids. The record is from RefSeq and is a predicted model, not a curated record. Lineage: Eukaryota; Metazoa; Chordata; Actinopteri; Pleuronectiformes; Soleidae. The transcript is spliced from 6 exons.